Molecule: messenger RNA, 1327 nt
Organism: Lathyrus oleraceus (garden pea)
Lineage: Eukaryota; Viridiplantae; Streptophyta; Magnoliopsida; Fabales; Fabaceae
Product: probable protein phosphatase 2C 8
Exons: 3
Coding region: 88-1173 (361 amino acids)
Biological process (GO): protein dephosphorylation
Molecular function (GO): protein serine/threonine phosphatase activity; cation binding
Source: RefSeq, a predicted model, not a curated record
CCAUAGGUUUCUCUUCCUCUAGAAUAAAACAAUUAACUCUAACUCUAGAUAUUUCAACAAAACUUGCUUGCACAUGUUAUAUACACUAUGUCAUAUGUAACAUUUUCUGGUACUAAAAACAAUAACAUUUGUAGCAGUAGUAGUAAUAUGAGGAAGUUGUCUAAUAUGGAUGAUACUAAUAAUGUUGUAGCAGACAUUAAUAUCAAUAAAUCUAAACAAAUUGAACGGCGUUACGAAGACUAUCGAAGGAAGAGAAAGCGUCCUUGUAAAGCGCCGGUGAUCCCUACGAUGGAAUCAACUACGGGAGACACGGCCACGGCUUCACACGGUUUUAUAUCUGUGAUUGGACGGAGGAGGGUGAUGGAAGACGCUAUCAAGGUGAUUCCUCGUUUCAUGGCGGCGAAACAGCAACCGUGUGGAUACGAUUUCUUUGCGGUUUAUGACGGACAUGGUGGGAUGACGGUGGCGAAUGCUUGUCGUGAUAGGUUGCACUUGUUGUUGGCAGAGGAAGUGAAGGAAGGUGGAGAUCAUGGAUUGGAUUGGUAUAAAGCUAUGUGUUCUUGUUUCAUGAAGAUGGAUCAUGAAAUUGGAGUCGCUGGUGGUGGCAGUGGUGAUGUUGAUGCGGACAACGUGGGUUCAACGGCGGCUGUGGUGGUGGUUGGGAAAGAGGAGAUAGUGGUGGCGAACUGUGGUGACUCAAGGGCGGUUUUGUGUAGUGGCGGUGUAGCAGUUGCACUUUCACGUGAUCAUAAGCCCGAUCUUCCGGAUGAAAGAGAGAGGAUUGAAGCAGCUGGUGGAAAAGUGAUUAAUUGGAACGGGAGUCGCGUUCUAGGAAUUCUUGCUACUUCUAGAUCCAUAGGGGACCAUUGCAUGAAGCCAUUUGUGAUAUCUCAACCAGAGAUAAACGUGCAUGGAAGAACAAAAUCAGAUGAGUUUGUUGUGGUGGCAAGUGAUGGGCUUUGGGAUGUUGUAUCAAACAGUUUUGUUUGUGAAGUUGUUAAAAGCUGUCUCCAAGGUCAUAUGAGGAGGAAUAAUAGCGAUAAUGUAAAAGAGGAUCUCACUUUUAAAGGUUAUGCAGCUGAAGCUGCUGCAAUUUUAGCUGAAUUGGCUAUGGCUAAGGGAAGCAAAGACAACAUCAGUAUUAUAGUCAUUCAACUCAACACUAACAUUUGAUAUUUGAUCCCCAAUUGUUUGCUUUUAUUUCCCUUUUGUUUCUUUUACUUUUUCAUUUGUUGUUUCUUUUGAGAAGUUUUUGUAUUCGAUAGUUGAAAAGACUUAUGUAGUAUUUAUAGUAAGUUAUUGAAUAGAGUGAUACGGAUUGGAAUCA